GAGUGGCCGAGAGCUGGACAUGACGCUGCUAGUGACCAGGAUCAUGUCUCUCCGUCAAAUGUGCCUGCACAGUGUUCCGGUAUGAAGAGCCUUUGCGGCUACGCACCUUCACUAUCUUCACUUUCCUCUCCCCAUGAGAAUGGAGCGCAGAUGGCGAAUAAGUUCAAGAGCACGGCUGAUCUUGACAGCUUGAGUCGCCAAUUGGCGGAGCAAGAAGCAUCACCUGGUUCUAGGCCGUCUCAAGCACGGGACGGCAACCGCAAAGUACCAGAAAAGUCUUUUCUGAAGUUUGUCCGUGAUCCAAGGCAAAGAGCAGUUCCCUCAAGGCGUGAGGAGAAGCAAGGAGAACUGCCUGGAAAUUGGAACUCGGUCACUUCUGUGGAUAGCCUGCAGCUGAAUAGCAGGUGCAAACCUGCUACAGUGAGGUGUGCUGCAAGUGGUCAAGCUCAGCUUCCAGAUAGUUUGUCACAAGCAGGCGCAGGCAGCAGCAACAUAAUAAGCCGAAGAGGUGUUAGCACCAGCCAGAAUGCUGGCACAGUGUUGGGCCCUGAGUCUGAGGCUGCGCGGCCAGGGGGCAGCCGCAGCCGACACCUUGAAGCAGAUCCUCUUGAGGGCUUCCGGCGCAACGGUCGUACCAAAACCAGGCAAGAGGUCAGUGAACAGCCCAACUUAGCUAGCGCAGAGAGGGACAGUCCAGAUGAGGAAGCUCGUCACAGUGCUGCCUUUGCAAAUCAGUCCCCCUCAUCCACAGGCAGCCUGGCAACUGAAGCACGGCAGCACCGGAUGAUGGGAAGAAAGCCGCAAACACGGUUGACGUUUGGGAGAAGUGAUGGGGUUGAAGCUUGUGACAAGAAGUAUGAGAAUCAGCUGGAACGCUUUUUGGGAGCCUUGAUGCAAGCAGAUCACAGGUUGAUUGGGGCUGAUGCCGGACAUAGAAUCCAAAUUGCCGAUUGCAGUUUGGACCUGGAAGGAGAACUUGGGGUGGGCGAAUUCAUCGAGUAUGUUCAUGGACGACUUGAUGCAGUUUUAUUUCAAAGAGACCGAUGGGAGAAUCGCUUCAAGGAAUUGGAAGCAUUUGUCGAGGAGAACAGGAGGCUUCCUCGACAGCGGGGAGCUGGUUGCGAUCGUGCUGAGGUAGGGCUGUCGAUUUGGUUGAAAAACCAAGGUAAGACCGCCACCUCACAGCAAAUGCCAGCCCACCGACUUGAAAGACUUUUGACUGCAAGGUUUGAUCUUAUCCGCAGGCGUGUCGAAGGCUGGAUGACUCGUGACAUUGAUGGCCGCUUCCAGCAGAAAUGCCGAGAGCUGAAGGAGUACAUAGGGAUGAAUGGCAAGCUUCCAACCAAGAGGCGCAAGUCUUCCAGCAAUUGGGUGGGGAGGUGGUUUGCGGAUCUUCGAGCCAAGGGAUCGUAUGAUGCCAAGCCUGAGAGGAGGAAGAUGCUGGAGGAAGUGGAUCCUUUAGUGAAAGAGCUCCUCCAGAAAUGGGACCAUGCCCCUUUCAAGAUCAACAGGGCACGAUGGGAAAAACAGUUGGAGAAAGUCCUCCACAUCGUGAAGAAGCGUGAGCGGCUCCCGAAAGCCAAGACUGAGAAACCUGAGCACGAUUGGUUCAAAGUGCAACUCCGACGACUCAACGCUUUGCCGCCUGAGCUGGCAGAGCAACUUCGUGACUCUCAUCCACUCAUCGCAGAAGCUGCCAGGAGGUCGGAACAGAAGGAGAAUGGUACAAAAGCCAGGCAAUGCGAAAAAAGAGUCGCUGCCAUUCUGAGGGGCCCUGGCUGUCAUUUGCCAAGUUGUGGUGUGAAUCUCUCUGUGCCAUGGUGUGUUUGU
This is a messenger RNA of Durusdinium trenchii, 1830 nucleotides long. Lineage: Eukaryota; Dinophyceae; Suessiales; Symbiodiniaceae. The record is from the annotation of a GenBank genome assembly.